GCCAGAUCCCUACGCAGUGCGCCCCGGACAUAGGACUCGGAGGACGGGGACUAGCGAGCAGAGCGCAGUGCUGCGGCCAAUCACUCAGGAGCGGGGGCAGAGCUUGGGGUGCACGGCACUUUUUUUUUGGGUGCAAAACUUCUCUGUGCCAGGCAAAAAGUUUACCUGUGCCACCCGGUAGGAGAGAGGGAGCGGAGCAGAUAGUUGGUAUCCAGCGGCCGUCAUCACAGGACUCCCCUCUCCUAGCACUCUUUGUCCUCCGCCUGCAUCAUGCUCUGGAUAUCCUUCUCCCCUCUGCUGCUUUGCACUUUAGCCGCCUGCAGCCUGACCGUCCGGGCUGACAAGACGAAAAGUUGUGUGGAGGUCCGGAAACUUUAUGAGUCCAAAGGCUUCAACCUGAAUGAUGCUCCAGUCCAUGAAAUCAAUGGUGACCAUCUGAAGGUCUGUUCACAAGGACACACGUGUUGCUCUCAAGCGAUGGAGGAGAAAUACAGCCAGCAAAGUAAACAUGAUUUCAAGGCUGCGGUCACAGAGCCAUGUAGUACGCUGCAGAAUAUAUUUUCUUCCAGAUACAAUAAAUUUGAUGAAUUUUUUAAAGAACUUCUUAAGAAUGCGGAAUCAUCACUGAAUGACAUGUUUGUGAGGACUUAUGGGCGAUUGUACAUGCAGAACUCAGAACUUUUUAAGGACUUCUUUGUGGAGCUGAGGAAGUACUACGUCGGAGGGAACGUAAACUUGGAAGAAAUGAUCAAUGACUUCUGGGCUCGGCUGCUGGAGCGCAUGUUCCCGCUAUUAAACCCACAGUAUCACUUCACCGAUGAGUAUCUGGAGUGUGUCAGCAAGUACAUUGACCAGCUUAAACCAUUUGGAGAUGUACCACGUAAGCUUAAGCUCCACGUGACCCGUUCCUUUGUGGCAGCCCGCACCUUUGCACAAGGUCUAGCCAUGGCCAGGGAUGUGAUCAACAAGGUGUCCAUGGUAAACCCCACUCCUCAUUGUGUACGGGCGGUGAUGAAGAUGACGUACUGUCCUUACUGCCGGGGGCUUGUUACAGUCAAGCCUUGUAAUAAAUACUGUUUGAAUGUUUUGGGAGGAUGCCUGGCCAAUACCGGUGACCUUGAUGUCGAAUGGAACAACUUUAUAGAUUCCAUGUUAAUGGUGGCCGAACGACUGGAGGGUCCAUUCAACAUUGAAUCAGUCAUGGAUCCCAUUGAUGUCAAAAUUUCAGAGGCUAUAAUGAACAUGCAGGAAAACAGCAAUCCUGUGUCUGUGAAGGUUUUUGAAGGUUGUGGACCGCCCAAGAUUCUCUCGAAUACAAGGGUUUCCCGUUCUAUAUCAGACAGUAACAUCAAUCAUCGAUUUAGAUCAUACAGCCCAGAAGAACGGCCAACUACUGCUGCUGGGACAAGUUUGGAUAGACUGGUGUCUGAUGUGAAACAAAAGCUGAAGGCAGCCAAAAAGUUUUGGUCCUCUCUGCCCAAUAACAUUUGCAAAAACAGGACAUCCGGUGUUAAUGAAGAUGACUGCUGGAAUGGAAGCGAGAAAAGCAGGUACCUGUAUUCAGUCAUGGCCAAUGGUCUGGAUAAUCAGGUCAAUAAUCCAGAUGUGCAGGUGGAUGUCACAAAUCCAGACAUAAUGAUUCGUCGUCAGAAGGUGGCGCUGCGUACUAUGACAAGCGCAUUGAGAAGCGCAUAUAACGGGAAUGAUGUGAAUUUCCUUGACCCAAGUGAGGAGAACAGUGGAGAAGGUAGUGGAAGCGGUGAAUGUGACCCACAAAAAUGCCCAGAUGAUUUUGACCUCAAAUCUACAGACGAUCCAGGCAAAAUUAAACCAAAGAUCUUCUUUUCUGAUAACACUGUGAGAGUGGGAAGUGGUGCUCAUUCCAGCACUGUGUCAUUCACAGUCAUUGUACCAAGUAUUAUGCUCUUGGUGAGAUUUUGCAGAUAAUGCAAGUUUUUCACAAUUCUAGCAAAAAUAAAAGACUUUUUUUUUAAAUCAAAAUGGAAAAUGCACCUUUUCCUCCUUAAAAAUCCAUCGAACAGUUUUUAUCUCUUUGUACAUGAAUGGACAAAGGUGUAUUGUUUGUUUUUUAACACCGCGCCACCGAGUCAAGUGUUGGAUUCAUUCUUAUUCUUCACUGUGCUGGAAAACGUGGACUCGUAAAGAUGAUCGUGGCAGGCUUGUAUAUACAGAUGUGUAGGUAGCUGAGCUUUAGUGUUUUAUGUCACCUCUCCGUGUCAUUAAUCCCACGGCUAGACAUUUUUUUUUUUUUUUUUUUCAAGUGUUAUCUGUACAGAAGCUAAUUUUAUUUAUCAUGUUAUAAUUUGGGAUAAAAUGACCAAGCAGCCAACAAAAAGUAACGCUUUAUUUAGUGUUAUACCCUUGUUUUUAAUAUAUUUUUACAAAGCUGAGUCUGUGGAUUUGCCUAAUGUCGUUUUACAGGCCGCAAUGUGUUUGGUACGUCGACCAAGUGUCAAACUUUUUUUUUCCCCGACGAGUCCUCUUAUGUUAAAAGCCUAUUUACAUGGAUCAUCUUUACAGUUUCUCCAUUAAGAAAAUUUUACCGUUCACAAUAUUUUCUAUGUCAGUGUUUUUGUUUUUUUCAUUGGUACAUUUGUUUUUGUAUGUUGUGUGUUAAUCCUCUGUGAAGCAGAAUACAUGGUUUAUCGAAGCUUGGUCAACUUGUUAAUGUAAGUGUCCUUUGGUGAGGGUUUUCUGCACGUUCAUGCAGUAUUAAAUCUGCCCAUUGGUAACUUAUUAAGCACGACUUUUACGAUUCUACACCCCAUCCGAAGGGUUGUUGGUUGAUGAAUGCAACAUUUGAUUAUCUAAUGGCAUAGUCCUGGAAAGCAGUUGUGUAGGAAGCCUUUUUUUUUUAUGGUCACACCUCAUCCUUCAGAAUAUGAUCUUCAUUCAUUUCCAUUUUAUUUAAGCUUUUAGGAAUAUAUCCAUUUGUAUACAUUUUGUGUAUUUUUUAUUUUUUUUUUGCUUUUUAACAUCCAGAUGUUUUACAUUUGAAUAUACAUACUUCUGUGACGUUGGUCAGUUUUAAUGGUACGUCUAGCAAUACAAGUAUUACUCAUUGGCAAUGUUCAGUAAGGAAAUUUUUAUAUACUAUCUUGUCUAUAUAAAUUAAAAUAUUCAAAUAUAGAAUCUGUCAAUGUAAAUGUGACCCAACUCAAGGGGAUGUAAUUUUUAUAUAUAUAUAUUAUUUUUUUUUUGUACAAAGUUAGUUAAACCUACUGUUAUGUGGAGGAGCCUGAUCUUUGUAAGUUUGUCUAGAAUAAACAUUAACAAAUUAAUUUUGAUUUCAGCCACGGGAAAGUGCCAACAGAUUUCUUUUAGAAUAUUCAAGCUAUCUGGCUUUUUUUGAGAUAAUCAGAUUAAUCAUAAUUUAACACGCUAUUUAUUAAAACUUUCAUGGCAUGGGGUUUUUUAGUUUUUUUUUUCUAAUUAAAAAGGAAACUAUACAGAAAAAUGACAAAAAAAAUUGGUUGAGACAUUGUAAAUAACUUUUAUUUAAAAAAUUUUUUUAGAUGGGAGAAGAAACAGCGUGCUAAUACUUAGUAAUAACUACCUCAAUUCUGAGGAAUUCCCUUUUUUUUUGCUUUGAGGGCUAUUACUUUUAGUGGUCUGUGCCUCCAUAAUGGAACUAGUACAGCUAUCCCUACAGGCCUAGUUAGGUUUUUUUUUUUUUUUCACACACAGCACUGAAUUCUUUCCAUCAGUUCUUAAGAUUUUUUUUAUUUUAUUUUUACUUUGCUUAUUUGUUUUCUUAACCUAGUUUGUAUGUAAAAAGUAGAUAUUUUUUUUAUUUUUUGAGGGUGCAAAUUAUAUAUUAUCGCCUUUGUUAUACACCCAAGGACUGUAUAAAAUGGAGAACAUAUAACAAUUGGUACAAAUAACCCAAAAAUCCUUAUUGCUGAAGUUAAUGGAUAUAAUUUCUAUGUUCGUCAUACUUUUUUUUUUUUUUUUUUUUUUUCUUUACCAUUCUUGCCAUUUCAUAGUAAGGUCUACUAAUGGUACACUUUAUUUACAUUAUAUAUAUAUAUUUUUUUUUUUUUAUAGAAUUAAAUAUAUAAAUGGAAAAAUACAUUUGUAAACACUUUCUCUUUUUAAUAAGCAAGGAUAUAAAAAUGAAUUUGUAAGUAAAUGAGAGCUGUUUUUUUUUUUUUUUUUGCAAUUUCUAAUGGUAAAGAGGUCUCUGUAGAAUUUGAAAAUGGUAGCAGGUUGGUGAUCCUGGGGAUAAAGGGCAAAUGCAGACACAUGUCAAAUAUCCAUGUCUGCUUUAGCUCAUAUUUAUUUAAGCUAUGAAGGAAAGCAUAUGUAGGUGUAUAUUAAUCUAUGGUAAAUUAGGUGUGAAUAUAAUUUUUUAUAAAUGUAAUCCAGAUAUGCAUUAUUACCAACUAACAUGGAUAUAAAACAGUAUGUUACUUCUAAGGUGUAUUCCAUAAUGUAAAACCUAAAGAGAAGUUGUUUUUGAAAAAUCAUAAAUUUUUUGGGGUGAAUGUUUUUUGGACAUAUCCAUCAUUUAUAUGGACACAGCAUUCAAUAGUGCAUUACAUUACAUACGCUAGUGGAGAUUGUUACCCGAUUCCGAUGCUGCCAAUUUUAUGAAGCGCCAAUUAAUUUCUCGAUACGUUUUUCCACCGUGGGAAGAAACUUGUGCAUCUAAGGGCUCAUGCACACGACCGUCCGCAAAACACAGAUCUGCAAAAAGUACGGAUGACCUCUGUGUGCAUUCCGUAUUUUGUGGAACGGAACGGCUGGCCCCUAAUAGAACAGUGCUAUCCUUGUCCGUAAUGUGGACAAUAAUAGGCCGUGUUCUAUUGUUUUGCGGAACGGACAUACGGAAGCGGAAUGCAUACGGAGUGACUUGCGGAUCCUUUUAUGUAUGUUCAUACAAAAUAUCUAUAAAAGUUUAUUUUAUCCUUCAUUGCGCAAACUGCUUAACGAUCAGGAGGUGGCGGACACGGCAGACUUUUCUGUCAUGCAGCGGUGAUCAUGAUUGGUCUUUCUGCCUUACAUUUGUUACUUUUUUAUUUUUUACUAAAUGUGCCUUUAAAUGUAUAAAAGUGUGCUUUUGUUGUGGCGGCCAUGCUAUAUAAAAUAAAAUAAAAAUGCAAAUUUUUUAAAAUGAAGACAAGCCAUUUUUUAUAUAUAUAUAUUACAAAUACAAGGGGUUUGUAGGCGAUUCACAUUUGGGGUUCACUACUAAAGCCAUACUAAUGAUAGCUUCCCCUUUUCAAUUUAACAGUUUUCCACCAAAAUGUCUUGAUCUAUUUUAUGUUUUUUAUUUUAUUUUUUAUGAAUAAAGCAUAUGCAGACUUUAGGAAAACUACACAUGUGAACGGUUUGGAUAAAUUUAAUACUCUAUUUUCUUCCCCAUUUAUUUUUAUUUUUUGAACAUGCACUAAGUCUGAAAAAAGUUGAAUUUCGGCGUUUGUUUUCCAUUAUGGACAAAAGUGGAAUCAACUUUUGCCGAAUUAAUUUGCACAAACCAAAACAUGACACAGUUACUUAGUAACUAUAAAAUAAUUUAGUAAAGUAAGACUGUCGGCCUUUGCAGGGUUUUUUUGUAAGUAUUUUUAGGUUUUAUCGGAAACAUUAUAUAUGUGCCAAGAAUUGUGUGGUUAAAGCAGUUGUACUCUCUAAAUUAUUUGACCCACGUGUAAGUGUAUUUGGGUUGCAUUAUCAAAUCUGGAAGUUUUUAAUGUUUCCCCAAUAGUUCAUCAGUAAUUCUCAUUAACUGGUUAGCUGGAUGGUUGGGAGGGUCAAAUGUUUUCUGUAUUUUUUUUUUUUCUCCAAUAUACAGUAAUUAACUUAAUUUUUGUGUGUAGAUUUUUUUUUUUAACAUUGUAUUUUUUUAUAUCCGCAUCAGUGAAUAAAAAUAGACUAUGCCAAGUUUUUCAAAUUUCAAUUGGAAGAAAGUGUUUUUUCCUGUUCAUUAUUUGUGCAAAUAAGUUUUUAGGGAACCUAACCAGCUGAGAGAAAAAUAAAUAUAAAAAUAAAUAUAUAUUCAUAUGAAACUUGACUUUCACUUGGACAACUUUUAGUUUGCUAAUUUAAAAGGAAAGGUGCUUGUGUACAGUCAAUACAUACACACAUUAUAUAUAUAUGCAGAUUGUUGCAUAUUUCCAUUAUUUUGAUGUUUAGGUUGUGUCUUUUUCAGUUAUAAUGUGCAUGUUGUACAAUCUGUUCUUUACUGUCAAACGUUCCCGCAAUUAAACACCUGGACAAUAUGCUCCAACAGAAUCAAAUUAAAUAAACGGAAUUACGUUUU
Molecule: messenger RNA, 6283 nt
Organism: Bufo bufo (common toad)
Lineage: Eukaryota; Metazoa; Chordata; Amphibia; Anura; Bufonidae
Gene: GPC4
Product: glypican 4
Exons: 9
Coding region: 271-1947 (558 amino acids)
Biological process (GO): regulation of protein localization to membrane; regulation of signal transduction; cell migration
Cellular component (GO): plasma membrane; cell surface; synapse
Source: RefSeq, a predicted model, not a curated record